AUGUACAAAAAUAUUUCAAAUCGUGGGGAGGUUACAAAAGAAAAAAUCAAGAACGCGGUCGAGAAAGGGGCUUACACAUUUGAACGAACAGGAAAUGAUGAGUUCUCUGUCACCUUGACUUACCCAUCCCGGGUAAAGAAGGUGAAGCCAUAUUCUUUAAGCGAUUUACAGGAUUUAAGAUGGCGCGCAUUAUUAAUUGCAAAACCUAGCGUGAGAAUAGAUACCGAUGUAGAUACCGAAGAGCAUAGGGCAAGGGCAAUGAUAAUGGACGAAUUUGUUCGGCAAGUUGAUAUUGUGUAUGAGAUUUGUAACGUUGGAACUAAAAUAAUACAGGUUGGGCACUUUGGAUAUCGGCAAUUCAAGAAGGAAAUCUCGGAUGACAAUAAAACGAAAGAAUUGAUUGAUUUACUUAAAAAAUUUAAAGGCGAAUUAAAAGAAUGGAAUGAUAUUGUUAAUCGCGCGCAAGAAGAUCAUUACUAUCUGACGUUUUUUCCGGCUCGUUAUAUUCUCAUCUUCCUUGACUAUUUUACCGGAGAGGAAAAUAAUGAAGAGAGUUGCGAAACCCUUAUAAAAUUUGUCAGCAAUAAAGCCAGAAUGCCGUCCAAGAAGGAAAUCUCUAAUGUUUCACGUGGAAAGAAAGAUCAUUACUUGGUCCUUUGCGAGAUUGGCGCUAAACUAAAAAAUAUUUUUGCCAAUAUUCCGAUCCAAUCAAUUCCACUUAGAACUAGAGGAAAAUUAAUUACUUCUGAUUUAGUACUUGAAGGAAAGCUAUUUGUUGCUCGUUGCAAAAACAAUUUAUUCAUUCCUAACGUUAUAAUGUCGAUUUACGCAAAUCAUGGGAACUAUCCGGAACCGUGGCAAAUUUUGAUUUGUAGAUCUUCUACUACAACCGAUGAACUUUCCAUUUUUCUUAAGCGCUGUUUCCAUGCAUCUAGUAAUGGGUAUAAGAACACCCUUUUUUGCAUUGCAAAUUUGGAAUUGCUUAACCUCGAAUUACAAUAUGAUCUUGUGAAUAAUAUAAGAUCUUUACGCGAGAAAUAUAAUAAUUAUUUGCUUGCAUUAAUAUGUUUCCAGGAAGCUGGGGUUCAUCAUCACGUUUUAGAUCAAUUCUCUCAAAAUGUUGUUACUACCGAUGGCCUAGGUGUUGAAACGAUGAAAGAGAUCUAUCAUCAACUAUGUCCAUAUGCUGUAUGCGUCACCUCUGACUUAUCUGGACAAGGAAAGAGUGGAUGGAUUAAGAAAUCUAGUUACAGGAAGCAAAAAGCUCCGCGCAACUUUCUUAUCAAUAAUGAAGUUAAUUUCAGUAAACUAGUGCAUCAGCUUAAAGAAUUUGAUCUACGCCAGAUGGAAAGUCUGCAUAUUAAUAUUGUAUCGAUUAAUAAUUAUAACGAUGUUAAUACGUUCUUGUUUGAGCUUCUGACGUUAGGGUUUGUAUAUAACGAAGUGGAUAUUACGUGUCUUCCACCACGAACUACUAUCUUUAUUGAAGUUGCGUCGACAGUAGAAAAUCAAUUAUUUAAACUACUUCCGAUUGCAAGUUAUUUAUUGAGGCAACAUCUAUCCUGGGACAUUGAGAAUUUAAUUGUAUCCCAUGAAACUCAUAGUCCUAUUCAAGUGGUAUGUCAAUAUUUGGAUGCGCUUGAUCAGAAUCAGAUUGAUAAAAGAGAUAUUUUACUUUGUGGAGAAGGUCCUGUUAACGAGAGUUUGCCGGCAAGAAGAUGUCAAAAAUUGUUGUCUAAAUACUUUCUUAAUCAAAAUGCAGAUAGUGUUUUGUCUUUCCGCUUUGUAGAAAUUUUUGUUAAUUUUUUAGCCGAUCAAUUGACACGAUUGUUUUCAAGUUCUCACUUUCGUGUUGAAAGUUUGAAACAGAUGGCAGGCGAAGAAAACAUAAGGAGUACGUUGGUCCUUAGAUUAUUGGAGGUUUCCAAGGACUUUGCAACUCGUUCGGUUUAUGUUAAGGCAAUGCAACAGGAGUCUAUUAAAGCGGAUUCAAUAGAUGACAUUAGAAUUGACGUUAAAUCAUGGGAUUAUUCUGAUCAUUUUCUUUUGUAUCUAGCGUCUCAAAAUCCGGACUCAAUUUGUGCUCUGUACCGAGAUAAAAAUAGGGUUGAUGAGAAUGUAAGAAAUUUCUUAAGGCAAUUUACCGACAACAAAAAGGGGGAACUCGAAGAUUACGAUUGCAUGUCCCAAGAAGAAUUGUUAAUAAAAUUGGUGUCUUUGACACGUAAGAAAAAGGAUGAUAUCAAGUUAGAAAAUUAUGCGCUAUCAUUCGACAAUUUGAUAAAGAUGGCCUUGAUGUUAUUCAGGGCGCGAGCAAAUAUUCCAGUUGUCAUAAUGGGAGAGGCUGGGUGUGGAAAGACAAGCCUAAUCGGUUAUUUGGCACGAAUUGUUGAAGUCAAGUUUCGGGCACUAAAUCUUCACGCAGGA
Acaulospora morrowiae is the source of this 2427-nucleotide messenger RNA. The record is from the annotation of a GenBank genome assembly. NCBI's taxonomy places the organism in Eukaryota, Fungi, Glomeromycota, Glomeromycetes, Diversisporales, Acaulosporaceae.